AUGAGUCAACCGCCAUCCAAGCGAUUUGCCUGCGACCGAUGCCGUGACCAGAAACUCCGAUGUCCUCGAGAAGAGAACAGUAGUGAUCCAUGUGCGCGGUGCCUGCGGGCGGGAGCUGUCUGUGUGACUGGCUGCACCAGGCUUAUAGGACGUCCUCCCCGUGCUGCUAGUACCUCCAACACCAAUGCCAACAGCGCAAGCCCCUCGGCCGUCAUCGCCAGCACGGUCUCUGCACGCCGGAGAAGAGAGAGAGAGUCUCGAUCCGCACAAACGAACUCGCGGUCGGCGCUUCUCAGCGACCGGCGCGGUGACCGGAAUACCCUCCCACCCGGAUCUACGACAAUCCAGAAACCCUUUCAACAUAGCGAUGGUUUGGAUGAUGUCUUCGGCCUGCCGCUCGUAGAAGACGAUCCCAGCCAGCCCAAUUGGCUGAAAACCACGUCUUCCAAUGGCUUGGUGCAGGGAAACCUUCCUCAGACAACCGCCCUGGAGGGGGUUCCCUCUUUAUUCACUUUAGGAGCACACGCACCAUCAGUAGCCGCACUGCAAUCGAGCAAUACUCAGGAUAGCUUGGAUAUGAUUCAUGAUCAGCAUACAACUGCCCAGUUCUUGUCCCAGGAUCUCGAGCAACAACCCGACUUCGCCGACAGCCAAUUACCUGAGCUCCCUGAUGGCUGCGACGCAGUGCUAUGGCUAGCGAACCUGAACGGAAGUAUCUCCAGCCAGUUAGCCCAGGUCCACACUCGUCCAUGUACCGGCCCCUCUGAUAGCCAGACAGCGAUUUUCGGUGACCUGUAUGGGCCCUCCCCCGAUGACCCCAAUCCGCUAGGCGAAUUGCUUCGUUGCACCUCCCAAUUUUCGAACAUCUUACGCGCAAUGAACUCCAUGCUUCCCCCUUUCUCGUCUCCCUCUUCCGCAUCCCUCCAGUCGCCAAGUUUGCAGCCGCUAGAGUUACUGGGUGAUGCCCUCACGAAUGGGAGACCGUCAUCAACGAUGGGCGGCCUUCAGCCGCAUUGGACCUCGUCCUCCUCGUCCUCCCGAACUUUACCAUCGAAUACCCCCACGAUCCUGAUGAUUAUUACCACUCAUUUGCAGCUUGUUCGGCUCUACGAUGCGGUAGUUGCACGUAUGUAUGCCUCUCUCCUGGAGAUGCGAGAAGGAGAGGUAGCUUCUUUCCAAGCUCUGCCGGGACUGCAGCUGGGAGGUUUCCCAUUAUCGCAUGGAAAUCUUCAUAUCAAGAUCAUCCUACAGGUUCUUGAACAUCAGUUAGAUCUGAUCGAGCGAGUGAUGGGCCUUCCAGCCGAGUACCGCCUUUCCACCCAACAGGAAUCGCCCGAGGGCAUUUUCCGAAACUCCGAGUUAUUAGUGCUGCUUCGAGCAGUUAUGGGCCAAAACGCAACCUCUUGCCAUGGCAUGGGUUUGUAUUAUAUCGUUUCUCUAAAGGAAAACCUGCAAAAGGUGAAACAGUUGCUUCAGGGCUGA
Talaromyces atroroseus is the source of this 1482-nucleotide messenger RNA. RefSeq lists its product as hypothetical. Gene Ontology annotation, biological process: regulation of DNA-templated transcription. The record is from RefSeq and is a predicted model, not a curated record. Gene Ontology annotation, molecular function: DNA-binding transcription factor activity, RNA polymerase II-specific; zinc ion binding. The coding region runs from base 1 to 1482 and encodes 493 amino acids. The transcript has a single exon. NCBI's taxonomy places the organism in Eukaryota, Fungi, Ascomycota, Eurotiomycetes, Eurotiales, Trichocomaceae.